UUAUAUUUUUUUCUUCAUCAUUAUAAACAAACUGGAAAACCUCAGUCGUAUUCCAUCUCGUGUACAAGCAUUUCCUACUUUUUCAAGAAACAAAAAAUAAAAAAAUCGAAUUUAUUUAGUUAAUUUUGAAAUUUAAUCGAUAGCACUUGCAACAACAUAUCGAUUGCAUUUUGUUCGCUAAAACUAUCGUGGUUUGUUUCGGUUAAUUUGUCUUCAAAAACUGUUUCGUUGGCUUUCGUUCGUUUAUAUAUUUUUAUAUUAGUUUAAUAUUACGUUGGAAUUGACGGGCCAAGAUGUUACCCAAUCCCAAAGGACAGUUGACAAAGCAGCUACUUGAUUUCUUUACCCAACCAUUGGACCAUGAGGAGAAUGAAGCUAAAAUCGUUCAACCUUUCCAACGUUGCGGCGAUUUGGUGCACUUUCAACAUGAUAGCCUUUCCGUGUGCGAUGUUAGCAUAAUGGGCCACAGAAUUAAUUGGGAGCACUUUUGCCUCAAGAAUCAAUUGAAGAUGCGCUGGGAGAAGAAGGGCAACAACGAGGCCCAAGCAAAGGUGCUCUUUCAUGAGGAAUUGGUACAGAAACUGCUAGAGGAGUCGAACGAAACUUGGCUAUUCCCAUUGGAAAGUGCAUUGCCCAUGCCUAAGGAACGCUAUGCUUUGCGUUUCCAGCGUAUACCCAUUAUACGUUAUGUGCUCGGUGCCAUAAUGGAACAGGGCGCCGAUUAUGGUAAGCACAAGGAUGCGACUGUAGCUCGUCCACUCUCCAUCACUCUGGAGGCGGCUGAUUGUAAUGACCAGGAACUGCGUUAUUUUCGCCAAUAUCGAUUGUAUCACAUUUUGCUACGUUUGAUUGCGUAUUCCGAUUGGAAUGUAGUCCCGGCUGCCAAGAAGGCCGAUAAUAAGAUUAUGAAUAUGCGCAUACAAUUACAGAGACCCAAAAAACAAAAGGACAAUACUGUGACAAUCGUUUGUGGACCCGUUCUAGAGCCGGGUAAAAAGACAGCCACCAAUUUAAAGAGUGGCAGUUAUAUGGCACUCCGUUCUAAUGAUAUGAUAUUGAUGGCCAUGCAUCGCAAUGGAGUACGUGACAUUGGAAAUAAUAAAAGAGAUGCCAUGCUAAUGGAAAGUCUGGGCUCUGCCGCUGUUGUGGUUGAUCUCUUUGAGGUGCGUCAUGCCUCGGCAGCGACUGUGGUACGCAACAGCAGCGGUUGCUCCAAGGGAGCAGCAUUUAUUUUAUAUAAUUCGGCACGUCUGGAAACCCUUUUGCGCUCAUUUAAUGCCCAAGUGAAGGCCGGUGUCUAUCAGCCAUUGCCACCACUAAAUGAAAUUGAUUUCUCACUCUUGGAAGACGAUCUUGAUUGGCAGCUCAUCUAUGGCUAUUUGUUGGCCUUUCCACAUGUGGCCGAAUCAACAUUGGUUCAAUUGCAAAGGGGACUAUGCGGUGUUCAUACUCUAGUGCAUUUCAUUGCCGACAUGGCCAGGCAAUUUAGUCGCUAUUAUCGCAAUAAGCAAGUCCUUUUGCAGGGUCGCGAUCAACUGACACCCGUUCUCCAUGCCCGUGUCUAUCUAAUCAAGGCUGUACGUGAAGUUCUUAAUGCGUCUCUGGCCAUCAUGGGGAUUAAGCCCGUCACUUAUAUGUAAAAUCCAAAUCAAAAUCAAAUAUUUUUAUGAAUUGUUGUUUUUUGUUUAAAUGUAUAUGUGUUAAAUACAUAUAUACAUUAUUAUUAGUUUAUAUAUGACUAAAAUCGUAAGACUUGUGCUUAAUGCAUAGACUGCUAAAGCUAUUUACCACUAAGUUCUGAUUUAUAUACUUAUAAUAUGUAAACAUGUUACUCUGCGGGCUCUGCCUUAGAGGUAUGAUGUCCGUUGUCCACCUUCUACUUACUACUACUAUAAAGAGGCUAUAUAUAAUUUAUAGUUUCUCAAUAAAAUUCUCAGGGGAAAUACAGACAUUUAAUGAAACAAA
Messenger RNA from Drosophila willistoni, 1965 nucleotides. RefSeq names its product DALR anticodon-binding domain-containing protein 3. Gene Ontology annotation, molecular function: ATP binding; tRNA binding; arginine-tRNA ligase activity. The transcript has 3 exons. NCBI's taxonomy places the organism in Eukaryota, Metazoa, Arthropoda, Insecta, Diptera, Drosophilidae. The record is from RefSeq and is a predicted model, not a curated record. The coding region runs from base 294 to 1640 and encodes 448 amino acids. Gene Ontology annotation, biological process: tRNA C3-cytosine methylation; arginyl-tRNA aminoacylation.